CGGACCUUAGGUCAUUCGGCCUUCAACUUCCAAAAUGGCGUGUGUAGGCAAGGUGCUUGGAAGGUUGUCAGUUCUGCAAUGCCAUCAGUCUGUUCGUAGCGUAUACACUGCUACACGUGGAAACCUUAUGAUUGGAUCCCAUACUAAGGUCAUCUGCCAAGGCUUUACUGGGAAACAGGGAACCUUUCACAGCCAGCAGGCAAUUGAAUAUGGCACUAACCUGGUGGGAGGUAUUUCCCCAGGUAAAGGAGGGCAGAAGCAUCUUGGUCGUCCUGUUUUCAACUCAGUCAAAGAGGCAGUUAAUGCCACUGGGGCUGAUGCAUCAGUUAUUUUCGUUCCCCCACCAUUUGCAGCAGCAGCCAUAUUGGAAGCGAUGGAAGCUCAGAUCAAAUUAGUAGUUUGCAUCACAGAAGGCAUUCCUCAACAAGAUAUGGUACGGGUAAGGCACCACCUUGUUCGACAAGACAAGACAAGACUGAUUGGCCCUAACUGUCCAGGUAUCAUCAAGCCUGGAGAGUGCAAAAUAGGAAUCAUGCCUGGCCACAUUCAUCAAAAGGGGAAAAUAGGUAUUGUGUCACGAUCAGGCACCUUGACUUAUGAGGCAGUCCACCAGACAACUCAGUCAGGGCUAGGACAGUCACUUUGUGUAGGCAUUGGGGGUGACCCAUUUAAUGGGACAAAUUUCAUUGAUUGCCUUGAAGUCUUUCUGGCUGAUCCUGGAACAGAGGGCAUUGUGCUCAUUGGGGAAAUUGGAGGUCAGGCAGAAGAAAAUGCAGCUGACUACUUGAAAAAACAUAACACAGGACCCAAUGCAAAGCCAGUUGUAUCUUUCAUUGCGGGGCUGACAGCCCCUCCUGGCCGUCGGAUGGGACAUGCAGGAGCUAUCAUUGCUGGAGGAAAAGGUGGAGCCACAGAGAAGAUUGAGUCACUGAAAGAUGCAGGGGUAGAGGUCACAAUGUCACCAGCACAGCUGGGCUCCACAAUGGUUAAGGCAAUGCGAAAAGCAGGCCGACUAUAAAGCUAUGUCUCUUAGGCACAAUAAUUUGGUGCAACACAUAUUGAAACACACCUUAUCAGCCACGCUGAUUUUAAUGCUGUUUGUGUAUAUAGAUAUAUAAAUUUUGCCUUGUACUAAAAGAGUGUAAUGUUUAUAUCUGUGUCUACUUGUGAGACUGAGAGAAGAAUGCAAAGAAGUACUGAUAUGUCAUAGAACUGAUCUCACUUUUUUCAUUAUGCUGCUUAGUCUUUUCUAGAAAGUUUCGUCAAGCAUUUAUUAAUAUUUUGUCAGGAAAUAACGACUGCUGAGCUGUCCUGCUGCAGUUUGUAAUCAAAUGCUAAAGCUUUUCAUCUAAGCUUUUAGUCUUGUUCUUUGGUUUUUUCUGAUGAAACCACUUGUAUUUUUUCAUCAUUUAAAAUUCUGAUGAUAAACAGAUGACUGGUUUUAAAAUGCGCAGAUGUUGCUGCAUUGAAAACAAAAGUUGAUGACCAUAUAAAGACAAAGGUGAAGGUAUAAAUAUGAAAAUCCAAAAAGAUGUGAUAAAUCCUUAUCAGUUAAUUACUGAUGAUGAAAGCAGGGGGAAAAGCUAUAGUGGCUAUUUCCUAUUUGUGAAAUGUAAUGCAUUGCAGGCCUGUGAUGUAUAAAUUGAAAGUUAUUUUGGACAAGAAACUAGUUUUGGGAAAAACCUAGUGUGAUAAAAAAAACGUAAUUAGAAGCAUGUCUGUUGAUCUGAAGAUGAUUGUGUUGAAUAACAGCUUAACCAAAGCAUGUCUGAUUCUUGAGGGGCAUUCUAACAGCCUUUUAAUACAAAGGCCAGUCAUAAUGGUUAGUAAAUAUAGAAAUCCAGUAAAUCAUGAUGUAUGUGUGUAUGCAUGCAAUGUUUAUGCACAAUUUCUGGCAUAAUUACUGGGUUUCCAGUAAAAAGGAUUCAAGAAGGAAAAAAGGUAUUUUAACAAAUGACUAGAAUUAUUUCUUCCCUCCCACUGCCAAAUGGAUGGAAAUAAGAUAGCGAUAUUAGGACGCUGUGGUGCAGUAAAAGACCAUAAAAUCAUUUACUUGAUGGUUAAUGGUGGGAUGCUAUGUUAAGUGUCAGUGGGUUGAGCACUUGUUUUUUUUUUUUACUGUGUGCAAGGAAUUGAACUUUGAGAGCUAACACAUUAUUUAUAUUUUGAUAAUUGUCAUAUAUGCACAGUACUUGUAAUCUUGAAAAAGAAAAAUAACCCCAAACUAACCCUGUCUGAUGUGACAAUUUCUAAAAAAAAUUUUAAGUCGAAUUGUUAAGUGAAUUUGGUGUGUGGUUGCUGCAAUAAGUUUAUGUACUUGAUUGUAUGAAGACCAUUUUUUUAAAAAUGAAACCAGUGAACAUCGCUUAUUCUCUUUUUUGCCCUUUAAUAAAAGUUUAACUUUAAUCUCCCUUUUUAUUCCUCACUGUCAUUUUUGUUCCUACCCAAGUAAGAUAAAUCAUGCUUUUGAAAAGAAAAAAAUAAACUCAAGGAAAUUGAUGAAUAUUAAGUUGCAACAUUCUGAUAAGAAGAAACUAUCCCAUAAAUUUUUUACAAAUUGAGAGUAAUUUGUUAUAAACCUGCUCAUUGCAUAUGUAGAUCUACCGUAGCUUUUGAAUAGCUCUUUUUCGCUUAUAUUUUUCCUCAUUAUUUGAUUCAGGUUGUUAUGAAUGUUGAAAGAAAUAUGACUUGCUUUCUGUGACCCUCACGAUUUGCUUUCAGUUUGCUUUGGACGUUGAUCUUAUAACAAAGGAAUGUUGCUGAAACCUGAUGUCUCUCGGAUCCCUAUGAUCGUUUUUACUCGCUUGUAUAAUUUUGUCGUCUGAUGUGCGAUAGUUUUCAUCGCCAUGCUUUGCAAUGGCACAAAGGGUAUUUCAUUUUUUUUUAAAGUGUUCCCAUGAAGAAGUUCAGUUUCCAGUGUGCAUGAUUACGUUGAAUAAACAUUGUUAGGAAAGAUAAGUAAUGUUUUAAUAAAUAAUAUUUAUAAUAUGAAA
This is a messenger RNA of Pomacea canaliculata, 2993 nucleotides long. Its product is annotated as succinate--CoA ligase [ADP/GDP-forming] subunit alpha, mitochondrial-like. The coding region runs from base 35 to 1018 and encodes 327 amino acids. Lineage: Eukaryota; Metazoa; Mollusca; Gastropoda; Architaenioglossa; Ampullariidae. The transcript is spliced from 9 exons. Gene Ontology annotation, cellular component: succinate-CoA ligase complex (ADP-forming); mitochondrion. Gene Ontology annotation, molecular function: succinate-CoA ligase (ADP-forming) activity; succinate-CoA ligase (GDP-forming) activity. Gene Ontology annotation, biological process: tricarboxylic acid cycle. The record is from RefSeq and is a predicted model, not a curated record.